AUGAGGUCCAUUGUUAAAAUCCCCUUCAUUUUGUUGUGUUUCCUGAUAGCUGCAGCUUGGGCUCAAGAUGUAAGGCCUGAGAUUCCAGAGGAUAUUAGGCCCACAACAACUACAACAACAACAGAAACCCCAACUUCAACAACUGAACCCCCAACUUCAUCAACAGAGCCCACAACUUCAACAACUGAACCCAUAACUUCAACAACUGAACCUACAACAUCAUCAACUGAGCCCACAACUUCAACAAGUGAAUCCACUACUACUUCCACCACAAAAGCCACUUCAACAACAGAAUCAAUUCCAACUACAACAACAGAAUCAAAUACAACAAUAGAGAUCACCACAAAUACUACAACAGAACCUAACAUAACGACAACUACAGAGAGGAAACCAUUACAUCCGACCCACCAGCCUCCCCAUGUGCGACCCACUUCCACUCCACAGAACUCUAGGUUGAUGCAACCGCUAGAAAGGUGUUUUUUGAGAAACAAGUUGGAGUACAUUACCGGCUGGCCAUACCCGUCAACGAUCAACUGUUAUCGCUGCUGCUACUAUUACGACUGCCAUCUCACCCAAUGCAGUAAUCUUCACCAGGGGGCCUGUUCGCAAUAUGACUUCGAAAAAUUAAAAGUACACGUGAAUUGGAAACAAGUCUAAUAAAAGCGGAUCGCCUAAUA
Messenger RNA from Drosophila biarmipes, 677 nucleotides. RefSeq lists its product as uncharacterized. The record is from RefSeq and is a predicted model, not a curated record. The transcript is spliced from 2 exons. Lineage: Eukaryota; Metazoa; Arthropoda; Insecta; Diptera; Drosophilidae. The coding region runs from base 1 to 657 and encodes 218 amino acids.